Messenger RNA from Diabrotica balteata, 2987 nucleotides. Lineage: Eukaryota; Metazoa; Arthropoda; Insecta; Coleoptera; Chrysomelidae. The record is from the annotation of a GenBank genome assembly.
UACUUUAAGGUUAGGAAAAUCUUAAAUCUAAAACAAAAUAUUUAUAUUUCCAUUUUAGAUUCAAUUUUUAUAUUAUAACAAAAUAAAAUGAUCGGAGUAAGAGUAAGUGCUUUUAAUGAAAAUGGCUUGGGUGAACCUGACCAAGAUGCAAAUUCCGCAUUAACAGAAUUAGAUAAAGGACUGCGGUCAGGAAAAGUAGGCGAACAGUGUGAAGCAAUUGUGAGAUUUCCGAAAUUGUUUGAAAAAUACCCGUUUCCAAUAUUAAUCAAUGCUUCCCUGCUUAAAUUAGCAGAUGUCUUUCGAAUGGGCAAUAAUUUUCUUCGUUUAUGUGUGUUACGAGUAUGCCAGCAAAGUGAAAAACAUUUGGACAAAAUCUCAAAUGUUGAUGAGUUUGUACGUAGAAUAUACAGUGUAAUCCAUAGUAAUGAUCCCAUCGCUAGAGCUGUGACUUUGCGGAUAUUUGGAGCAGUUGCUGCUAUCAUACCAGAAAGGCAACAAAUCCAUCACUGUAUAAGAAGCAGUCUAGACUCCCAUGACAGUGUUGAAGUUGAAGCAGCAGUUUAUGGAGCUGUACAAUUUGCAGCACAGUCAAAAACAUUUGCUAUAAGUAUGUGCAAUAAAGUAUCAGACAUGAUCCAAAGACAGUCCACUCCUGCAAAUAUGAAACUUCAACUUAUACCUAUUCUUCAGUACAUGCAUCAUGAUACCAAUACAGCAGCCAUGGUUAGAUCUCUGUGCAUAGAACUAUUGCCAGGUUACCCUGCUCAGGAAUUUGUUCUUGUCACAUUGAAUGCCCUGACGAAAUUAGCUGCAGCUACUUUGGUGGAUAUACCAAGCCAAGUAAAUCUACUUUUGAAUUACUUAAAGAAUGAUCCCCGCUGGGAGAUCAAGUUAAAAGCUUUGGAGCAUUUAUAUGAGUUGGCCAAGCCAGGUGCUCAUCUAUGGCCACCUGGGGCAGUGGACGAAAUCAUUAAUUAUGCUUUAAAUUCAAAUAAAAAGAAAAUUCUUUCACCAUCAUUACGUGUACUUCAGGUAUUAGUAGAAUCUCCAAGGAUGUGUCAUGAACAUAGAUCAUCUGGAUCAAAGCUCAGAGAACUUUGCAGUAACCAUUGUUAUUCUCCAGAACCAGCCAUAGCAGCUCAAGCGAUUCAAAUACUUAGCCAAAUAUUUUGCUACUGCUACAAAGAAAACAUAGAGACUGACGGUGAGCAAGAAGUGAUAUCAGCAUUAGAAACGCUGAUUUUACUAUUGACUUUCAUUAAAGAACAACAUUCAACUCAACUAAAGACUGUUCUGAAGUGCGCUGUUAGGCUGUGUGAGGCUAAACAUCAGUAUUGUGAAGUAUUUGUGGAACUUUUAGGAACUCGGCUGGAUAAUAUAGAAAGUGAUAACACUUUGACAAUUUGCGAAGCCUUGGGUGCCAUUGGCAGCCUUAAACCCGAAACACUGCUUCCACUUAUCGAUACCAUUCUAAGUCUUCUUAAUGUUCUCUCGACCGUUAAUAGUCCUACUGCUCUUCAGACGCAAACAAAGACAAUGCUGUGCACUCUCAUAUUUCAGUCAUUGUCGGGUUAUAAAUGGAAUGACACCACGUACGAUACUAUUAUUAAUGUUAUUGACAACAACAAUUUAUGGGCAAACUAUUGUAUUGCAAGAGCAGCCAUGCGAUAUGGUCAUCAUAAGGUAGCUCAUCAUAUUUUUCUGGGACUAGCGGAACAGGUUAGUUCGGAACAUUUUCAUUUUUGGUUAAUAUGUUUAAAAGAAUUAUCCGAGGCUGAAGCUCAGCUCUACAGUGAAGAUUCAGAUUCUCUUGUUAAUAGGCUGGAUACCGCUGUGAUACAUUACAACAAGGCUAUAGCUGCCUUAAAGGCUGCCAGUACCCCACAACACACCCUCACAUUCCAAGCAGAGUACAUGAAAAUUCGAAGUGAAUAUUUACAAUGUUUACUUCAGUUAAUUUAUAGUUGUAACAUUUUGUGCAUAGUGCCUCCUCCUGCCAUAGCAGCCACCAUAGUGCAAAGUACGAGAGAUGAAUAUCAAAGGCACGGCUAUAUUACUAACCAACUCCGAAAAUGUGUCAAGGACUUCAAGAAUUGUGGCGAUUUGCAUUGGAAAUUGUACCAAACUACUUUUGAUGCUGAUCCUGCUACCUUAGAAAAUAUGCAAAUUCUGCAACAGAUGUGCGUGCUACUGGAAAAAUGUGUAGAAAGUGUAUGCGUCAAUGGUAGUAAAAUAAAAGACGAAUAUAUUGAAUUUGGGUCAAAGACUACCAGAUUAGAAUCUCAACAACUGGUCAAAGCUUGUGAAAGUGCUCUCAAGAUUGCACAAAGUAUUGGUGAAGAUGGAAUCAAUUCUACUAUAACACAUAACCAAGUGGAAGUUCUUAAAAAAAUCAUAGAGAUCCUCGUGAAUGCAUCUUUAUCAAUACCGAGGUACUUUUUCCAAGUAUUACAAUCAACAAGCGUAAAACUAGCCAUUUCUCCACAACCUAGGGUAUCUGGAGAAUUCAUAAGUGUUCAGGCAGGGUCACAGUUGGCUGUGAAAGUGGAAGGUGUGAUACAGCACGGAAUGAAACCAGGUCUAUUUAGAAAAAUAAAAGAAGUCGUUAUUAACGUUACUUCGCAGUUACAGAGCAAUUCGAAAAACAAGGAUAUUGUGGAUCCUAAGUUACUUGAACAAGUAUCGCUUCUGACUCAAACAGUUACCCCCCAUAAAGAUUUCUUUACCGCUCAAUUUUUAUUGGCCUUUCCCAGGGGAGGUCAUUAUCUGUUGGCGGUUGAAGCGUCAGUCAUAGAUGAGCAGACUAACACCUGGAAAACGGGACCGAAAUCCUCGUUAACUGUGAAGGUUCCCGAAGAGACGAAACUGACCCCGAUUUCUGUACCUGGAAUGGCUAGUAAUGCCAAUCUGAUCUUAAUGGCAGAAGACAGUUUGUUCGUUCGUCCGCAUCAAAAAAAGACUUAAUCAUUUAAAAUAGUGUAUUUUUA